Messenger RNA from Mercenaria mercenaria, 1713 nucleotides. RefSeq lists its product as uncharacterized. Lineage: Eukaryota; Metazoa; Mollusca; Bivalvia; Venerida; Veneridae. The coding region runs from base 513 to 1313 and encodes 266 amino acids. The record is from RefSeq and is a predicted model, not a curated record. The transcript has 3 exons.
CUCCUGUGAUUCACGUGUUGUUGCAAACAUGACUAACAGCAUUAUGUUUGAAAUGCUCAGCAUUUACAUUUGCAUUUUCUUACUGUGGAAACUGUGUGUCUUUUUUAUAUCUCAGAGCGGGUGGCAUAUGUGUGUACGUUUGUUUGGAACACGUUAAAUCAGAUAUGUUUACUUAUAUCCAUGUAUCAGACGAUUUACCAAUAUUCUAGAUGAUUCUGCGACAAGAGUGAAACAGUUCGCGGAAUGCGUUUUAUUCUAUCUUGUUCCGGGUUUAAUUUCAAAGCAUUGCCAGUCGAAUGCAUUAAUGAUACUAUGAGACGAUGGGCAUGCGCGAACAGGUCAUUAGACUUUUUAGAAUUAAUCAUACAAUGUAUAAAAACGGCAUGAUCUCAUAUUCGAACUGCAGUUAUGAACAGAAUGUUCUGGAAUAUUUCCGAAGUUUUAAAUUAAUGUAAAACUUAUGUUAUUACAACUGGAAUGUAACAAUAUUUCUACGCGAUCACAGUGGAAGGAUGGAUGUCGGGAUACCAACAGUUGUCUUUCUUUUAUUUCAACACUGCUUAGGAAGUAUUAACGAUCUAAACCAAUUUGCACCAAGAGCAGAACUUCGUCCACACCAGCUCGAGCCUUUGCGUCACGUGGCUAAGAUCAAACAAGAAAUAUUGCGCCAUCUUGGAAUAACAGACUCACCUAGACUAUACCAUACGACGCCAACACACAAAUCCAUGUCCAAACCCGAUCCUGAUCGUCUAAAAACUGAGUACAAAGUAACCGAUGUGUCCUCCUAUCACUCCGAACCACCUGAUAAUUUUACAGAUGAUAACAUCAUCCAGUUCAAGCUUUUCAACAGGAUAAACGGAAAGCAAAUUGAAGUAAACAAUGUCAACCUGCUUGUUAGAGUGAAACGUAGAAAAUCUAAAGCGGAUAAAAGGGUUGCACGGAAAUCGGAUUUAAAAACAAAAAGAAGACGGAAGCGUAAAAAGAAGUUUAAAGAAAUUAAUCUUCUUGUAUCAAAUAUAACAGCUAGUGGAAAACCAGAUGCAGUAAUUGCGUCAGUGAAAUCUAAAAUAAGAAAAACAAAGUCUCUAAAACUUAAUAUUCCUAAAGAAAUGAUUCAGAAUGUAUUUGAUUCGAAACAAAACACACUGCAGUUUUUCAUUCAGUGUAUUGGCUGUGAUAAAAAGACAAAAUUAAUUUUAGUUCAUAAAAGAAGAAGACGAAAAUUGACAAAAACUAGAAGGAAGAAGAAAAUCAAAUUACACAAGCGACGUCCUAUUUUAUUCGUUUAUUCCCAUGUAUCGAAUGGACGUUGAUGGUGUUGAAACUAACAAUAUAAUGAGUUUAUUUAUUACUAUGGUUAUAUUAACCUUGCUCUAAGGUAAAGACACUGACUGUGAGUAUAAGUCCCAACCUGUUAUUGACAUUUGUCAAUGUAACGGUUAAAUGCAGUAUCAAUCAAUUCAAAGAGCUUUAAAACUCUGUUGACCAUAUACAGUUUUGUUUGAGAUAAGUCCCAAAAGCCAGUAUUAUAAUAUAUAAUGCUGAAUAUGUUCUCUAGAGCAAUAAGUACAAGAAUUUCUAAAUACGCUACAUUCCCAUUUCAAUAUAAUGACGUAUUACAUAAUUAUGUUACAUAAAAUAGGUGUUCUGAAAUCCGUUUCAUCAGUUGCACAUGUUGUUGUGAUGAUAAUUGAUAAAACAUGAGAAAACACA